Oncorhynchus masou masou (cherry salmon) is the source of this 772-nucleotide messenger RNA. Its product is annotated as ras-specific guanine nucleotide-releasing factor RalGPS1-like. NCBI's taxonomy places the organism in Eukaryota, Metazoa, Chordata, Actinopteri, Salmoniformes, Salmonidae. The transcript is spliced from 8 exons. The record is from RefSeq and is a predicted model, not a curated record. Bases 86 to 772 code for a protein of 228 amino acids. Gene Ontology annotation, biological process: Ras protein signal transduction; positive regulation of GTPase activity. Gene Ontology annotation, molecular function: guanyl-nucleotide exchange factor activity. Gene Ontology annotation, cellular component: plasma membrane.
UAAAGAUCAUCAAGGGCAACAACCACCCGAGCCACUGCCUGUUCACACCGCUACCAUCCAGAAGGCGAGAUAUGGAUGAGAGGUCAUGUGUGCUGUCCAGCUAAGGGCCUUGGUUGCCCCCCUCCCCCCGCUGCACGUCGCCGUGAGCAUGUACCGUAGGAACGGUCUCUCGGAUGGCGCCAGCAUUAACUCCGCCUCCUCAGUGGGAAGCAGCAGCUCGGACUCUCUGGAUGGGCCGGGCUUGGACUUCUCCAAGAGUUACGAUGCCGUUGUGUUUGACGUGCUGAAGGUGACGCCCGAGGAGUUUGCUGGUCAGAUCACAUUGGUGGAUGCUCCAGUAUUCAAAGCAAUACAUCCAGAGGAGCUGGCCAGCUGUGGAUGGAACAGGAAGGAGAAACACCGGCUGGCGCCCAACGUGGUGGCGUUUACACGGAGGUUCAACCAGGUUAGCUUUUGGCUGGUGAGAGAAAUUUUGACUGCCCAGACACUGAAGAUCCGAGCAGAAAUACUGAGCCAUUUUGUUAAAAUAGCCAAGAAACUGUUGGAGCUGAAUAACCUCCACUCCAUGGUGUCUGUGGUGUCAGCCCUGCAAAGUGCUCCCAUCUUCAGGCUGAGCAAGACCUGGGCGGUAAGAGACCCUAUGAUCCACAACGUUCUUUGUAUCUUAUCUUGUACUAGAACUGAAUGGGAAUGUAGUAGAGCAAUAGUUCUCAACUGUUCGGCUCUCAACUGCUACGGUGAUUUAUUAUCAAUAUCAAAGGUGAAGGAAUAG